Messenger RNA from Folsomia candida, 3227 nucleotides. RefSeq names its product reducing polyketide synthase swnK-like. The record is from RefSeq and is a predicted model, not a curated record. Bases 94 to 2877 code for a protein of 927 amino acids. Lineage: Eukaryota; Metazoa; Arthropoda; Collembola; Entomobryomorpha; Isotomidae. The transcript is spliced from 6 exons. Gene Ontology annotation, biological process: fatty acid biosynthetic process. Gene Ontology annotation, molecular function: 3-oxoacyl-[acyl-carrier-protein] synthase activity; fatty acid synthase activity.
CUGUAUAUUUCUACACGAUAGUAAUUUUGUUUUUACAAAAUAUAUAAAUUCAAAACUUCAGAAAUCUUGAGUUCAAAACUUAUUUUUUGAGACAUGGGUGGUCUUAACGGUCUCGGGUGGUGGGUCAGUUACGCUUCGGAUGACUUUGAAGCCUGGAAAUGCAUCGGCUUGGCGAGAGCGUUGAGGAGAACGCUGACCACAAGGCCAUUCAUGGUCAUUGCGAGUAAUCAGGUUAGGAGAGAAAUCAGUUUUCUGCUGCAAGAUGAAGUGGACAAAGUUUACUUUUCGAAACCGGUCGAGAAUUUAUCAUUCCGAUCGUUGGCUAAACUCAAACUGCAGCAAUUGAUGGCUGGUGAGCGUCAGCAGCGAUUCGUUCUGCUGGAUUGCAACUGUCUUCCAAUCAAGAACUGUGACGACCUUUUCCGGCUAAAUGGCGUCCAGUGGUCCGAAUUAGGGGAAACUGGCGAGGAGUUUGCUGCGAUAGUGGCGAAUUCAACGUUGAUGAGAGACGGUGAUCUUGACACGGUCAUGCGACUUGUGGUUGGACGGGAAACAUUGAAAAGUGGCCUUUAUGGUAAUGAGACUACAGAGCCGGCCCUGAAUGAGAUUAACUACUGUUUUGAGCUGGAUAUGAAAAGGUCGUGGAACGAUUACCGUGACAUUAUGCAGAAAGCGGAAGGCAGUGAAAAAGACCUCUGUAACAAUAUGAGGACUGAACUUGGACCGCUUACUGCAAAAAUAUCUUACUUUCUUGAAUUAAUCGGGCCCAGCUAUUCUACAGAGAGUGGUUGUUCUACCUCCAUUGAGGGGGUGGACAUGGCCUGCGACAAAUUGCGAAACGAAGCUUGCGACCUCGCUAUCGUUCUAGGAGCCAACCUUCUUUUGGACCCCUUUACACCGGGAAUAGUAGAGGGAUCACUCGCUCCGAAUGGUAGGUGCGAGACAGUUGACGCCAGUACGGACGAAAUUGGCAGGGCGGAAGGGGUUGGUGUUCUAAUUCUGAAGCGACUGUCGGAUGCGGUUUCGAAUGGGGACAGGAUAUGGGGCGUGAUUCGUAGUUCAGCAGUGGUGGGGGAAGGAAAGAGCAGAACCAUGGGCACAUCCACUGCAAAUGUGGAAACUAACGCUAUGCAGUUAGCACUUGAACGGGCCUGGAUCCAUCCUGAUGAUGUAGAUUUUGUGGAACCUCAUGGAACAAUAUUUGGCGACCCGAUCGAGUUGGCUGCCAUUUCAAAAGCGUACUCUUCCCCUUGUCGUGAUAAGCUGAUAAUUGGAUCGGCAGAGACCAAUAUCGGUCACACAGAAUCAGUUAGCGGGAUUGCUGGAAUACAGAAAACGCUUCUAUCCAUGCACCACAAUCUCAUACCGAGACAUUUGCAUAUCACUAAACUAAACCCCGAAAUUGAUCUGACAGCGAUACCCGCCGAACUCUCUAUGCAAGCAAUUCCAUGGGAAAGAAAAAUGUGUGGUAAACCUCGGAUUGCUGGAAUCAACUCUUUCGGGAUAACCGGAGCUCAGGCUCAUUUAAUUCUCGAGGAACCCCCGCAAACCAAACUUUCUCCGGUCAUUACGCUCGCUGAUUCCAGGCAACACAGAAUUCUAACGUUUUCCGCUAAAACUGAGACAGCAUUACAGGCCCAGUUAAACCUGUACAAGGAUUUACUCGAACCAUCAAAAAAUGUUUCGCUAGAAGACAUGGAAUACACAAUGCACACAUCCCGAACACACUUUCCUGUGCGACAAGUUGUUGUAGGAUCAACCAACGAAAAUAUCAUAUCGUCACUUGAAUCUCUACAGAAACCAAAACAAAUUCCUGGGACACCACCGCGUCUCUGUUUUCUAUUUACUGGUCAGGGUUCGCAGUAUGGGGGUAUGGCUAAAUCUCUUUACUUCGAAAGCGUUGUUUUCCGGUCAACGUUCGACUGGUGUGACUCCGUUCUGAGCUUGGAGUAUGGCUUAAAUAUUAAGCGAGCCAUUUUGGAAGAUGAAUUUGCUCAUCUUCUCAGUUCUACAUUGUACAGUCAGAUUGGCAUUUUCUGUGUGGAAUUUGGUCUGCUCCGGUUGUGGGAAUCGUGGGGCGUCAUCCCGGAAGCUGUCAUGGGCCACAGCUUGGGGGAAUUUGUUGCCGCGGUAGCGGCUGGCAUGUUGAAGCCGCUGGACGCUCUGAAGAUGGUAGCCACCAGAUCUAAACUUAUCAAUGUCCUACCGUCUUCGGGGAUGUUGGUAGUUGCUCGUGACCUGGGUACCUGUAAAAUGGAAAUGAGUCGUGCAUUUGGCAAUUCAAACCAGUAUUUGGACAUUGCUGCGGUUAAUUCCCAACAGCAAACUGUUGUUUCUGGAUCACACAAAAUGAUUAAUGAAUUUAAAAUAUUCUGUGAGAAUAAUGGAAUCACGACGCUUGUGCUUGACUCCUCUCAUGCAUUUCACUCCAAACUUAUGGAUCCCAUAGAACGUGAUUAUGAUGCAUUACUAUCGAGUGUGAAAUUUCGGAAGCCAUCGAAAUGCAAGUUUAUAUCUGGCGUGGAGGGACGAAUUAUAUCGGAAGUUGAUAAAAACUAUUGGUGGAGACACACUAGGGAGAAAGUUUGCUUUCUUCAAGCAUGCAAGUCGGCUGGGAGAGAAGGGUUGACCAUGUUCCUUGAAAUAGGACCACACCCGGUGCUUUCCGCAUUUGUGCUAAAAAAUUUGCAUGAGAUUUCGGAAAUUUCUGCUAUCCCAUCUAUUCGCAGAAAAAGUAAUGAUUGGGAAACCAUGUUGUCUUCCGUAGGGAAACUUUACACAUGUGGUAUUUCCAUCAACUGGAACAAUUUCCACCGCUACUCGUCUGGGAAAAUCAUUGAAGUUCCCGGCAAUCAUUUUGAAGAAACCAGGCAUUGAAUUCCAAUUAACGAUGAUAAAUAUUAUCUGAAAAAGUCUUCACAGAUUAGUCGAAUUUUUUCAAAUUUCAAAUGAUUUGCACACCUCCAAUUUUUUUCAAAACUGAACAUAAUAUUUCCAAAAUGGGAAAAGGUGAUCCGAAGCAGAUCGAUUCAUUUUCCCCUAUCGAUACGGCGGCUAUACCUAAAAAGAGCGGUAAAAGAUGAAGCUUCCACCGUUACCAAGUUGCAAAUUCUGCUAGACAUUUCGCUCAAGUGAUGUGGAGGAUGCGCAUAUUCUUUUAGAGAUACAUAAAUAUUGAAAGAAUGUUACAAUUUUUGAGGAAAAAAAUAAACUUGGUUAAAUUUAAU